Messenger RNA from Paraglomus brasilianum, 597 nucleotides. The record is from the annotation of a GenBank genome assembly. Lineage: Eukaryota; Fungi; Glomeromycota; Glomeromycetes; Paraglomerales; Paraglomeraceae.
ACGUCCAAUUAUAAGCAAAUUGGAGGCAGUUUUAUUAUAAAAUCAGUCGGGUCGGUAAAAGACCAUACUCUUGACAUAGAUGUCGACAACUAUAAAAACGGACAUUUUGGUAGCCCUUCAACAAAAAAAAUCAAUUCAAAAGCCAUGAAUCAAAAAUUUAUCUAUGUAUUCUUCCUGUUGAUUAUGAUAUCCAUAAUCAAGGCUAUUCCGUAUCAGUUUUAUAAAAGAGCUACUCAAUUUACAGGAUGUUCUGAUUUCCCUUCACCAACAUUCACCAUGUCAGUUUCACCCGAUCCUAUCAUCACCGGUGGAUUCAAUACAUUCACUUUUUCCGGAACUUUGCCAUUUGAUGUUGCUAAAGACUCCAGUGCUGAAUUUUCUGUUACUUUCCUCGGCUCAGAUGGCAAAAUAUUGGAUUAUCCCCAUCGUACACUUAUUUGUGACAUUACCGGAUCGAAUUGUCCAAUAAAUCAGGGUACUACUUUUACUUUAUCGUGGGGUGUUUUAGCACCGAAGGAUCCAGCUACUACAAUUCAGGUUCAAGUUAAAAAAGAUAGUAAAACUAGUAUUAUGUGUGUUAACGGAGUCAAUUCUUAA